ACCAUUCAAUUCUUGGCCUCUAGAAUUAUCAUCGCAUAAAAACGACGAAACUUAGAUCAGCAAACAUCACUUUUCUACUAAACAAUGGCUAACAGCUCGUAUCAAGUACAGUUUAUAGCCAACCAAACGAAACUGUUCAACGAUAACAGCUCAAACCAGUCAGGUGCAUCCAUGGAUCUACCGUUGUACUCAAUUAUCGCUUUGACGACCAUAACCGCCACWUUCGCUGUGUUAGGAACCUUUGGUAAUGUCAUAGUUCUUUUUGCCAUUUUGCGUAAUUCCAGCUUAAAGACAACCACUGGUUUGUUCAUCUGUAGCCUGGCAUUCGCUGAUUUGAUUGUAACUUCUGCAAGGCAGCCUUUGAUGAUAUUCGACUUGAACAACAUUGAUGGGCUUGUCAACAAGGAGGCAGAGUAUAACGUAUUUCGAUCAAUAGGAUGUGUGUCUACUCCUGCAUCGUUAGCAUGCAUGUUUGCAGUCACUAUUGAUCGUUUGAUUGCGAUCAAGCGCCCUUUAAAAUAUCCUCUGAUAAUGACAAAGAAACGAGCUUUGUUAAUCAUUAUAGUUUGUUGGGUACUUGCAGUACUGGUCGCUGUUGCACUCCAUUUCAUACUUGAUGCAGCAAGAUAUUUCAUGUGGGGUGCAAUCGUACUAUGUUUACUCGCGACRAUAUCUAUCUAUGUGUAUUUGUUUUUUAUCGCCAAGCAGCACCAGRUCAAAAUCGACAAUACAAACAACAAUUCACAGGUUCAAAACGACGUUAAAUACCAGAARAAAGAAAGAAAAGCAGCUAAAACUACUGCAUUGGUUGUUGGAGUCUUCACGGCGUUUUACACUCCUUUUCUCGUUGUUCCCAUUGCAAUGAACCCCAAAGAGAAGGAAUUCUAUCAUGGAUUCCUCUGGGUUCAUUCUCUGUGCUUAUGGAACAGUUCAGUCAAUCCAUACAUCUACUGUGCAAGAAAUGUAAGAUACCGCAGCGCCAUUAAAGCACUUYUCGGUAUGAGAAAUAAGGACAAUAAAUCGACCAGUAACGACAAAUAAUGGUUUAUACAACUGAUAAUAAACCGAUCUCCAUGACUGACAUUAGAAAUGCUUUAUUUGCCCUCGCUUCAAUGUAAAAAAAGACUAUAAUCAUUUAGAAAAUGGAAUACAAGUAUAAGGCUCUAUUCCAUGGAU
Exaiptasia diaphana is the source of this 1176-nucleotide messenger RNA. RefSeq names its product dopamine D2-like receptor. The record is from RefSeq and is a predicted model, not a curated record. Gene Ontology annotation, molecular function: G protein-coupled receptor activity. Gene Ontology annotation, biological process: G protein-coupled receptor signaling pathway. Gene Ontology annotation, cellular component: membrane. The coding region runs from base 85 to 1041 and encodes 318 amino acids. The transcript has a single exon. NCBI's taxonomy places the organism in Eukaryota, Metazoa, Cnidaria, Anthozoa, Actiniaria, Aiptasiidae.